ACAAAUCUUAUAUUUAAUUAUUCAAGUCGAGCCUUUGUGAUCUGUCUCCAUCAUAACGAAGAAAUUUUAACUGAAUCAGAUUUAACCGGAUAUCUUAUUACAGACUCGUCAAAAUCAUCAAUUUGAUUCAUACUUUUGGCCGCUGAAUCUUUUGGAGACGGGAUAUUGCAAAGAAAACUACCGUAUUACUGUGUUAUUGGGAAAUAGGGUUCGAGUUGGGCGCUAUUUUUGUCCCCUUUGAGCGCGAAAUUUGUCAGCAAAUGCCUCUCAGAUGUGAGAUACCGUCACGCAAUCCAACUGGGUUUUAGCCUUCUCGAAAGACGACUGCGCCAGUCAAGACAAUUCAAUAACGAAUACCGGUACCGGUACCGCUACUGGAUUAAUGCUGCCCAGUUUUAGCUGCACAUGCUACCGGUACUCAGCUAUUCUUGUAGCAUAUUGCUGUAUUGUAUGAACGAGUAGAACAUGGAUUUAUCAGAUGAUGUCCAACUUAUCAUCGAUAGACUCACACAUGAUUUGGAAGAAGCACAACAAGAAAAAAUUCAGGCGGCUGAAUAUGGAUUACAAGUCCUCGAUGAGAAGCAAAAACUACAACAAAGAUACGAUGAAUUAGAAGUUAUAUUAGAUUCUACUCAGAGAGAACUUGAUGCAUCAAAGAAUGAAUUUGAACUCAGCAAACGGGCUCUUGAAAACAGCCAACAUCAAAAUAAAAGAGUAUUUCAUGAUGGCGAAACUCGCGAACAAACAUUAUUACAACAAAAAGAACAAACAGAAGAAACUCUGAUUUCCACAAUACAGGAUCUUGAAUCUGAGUUGAUUCAAACGAAACAAACCUUGAAGAAUGUGUCAGCAGAAGUUGAUGGAUUAUCUGCAACGAACGGUGAACUUGCAUCGUCUUAUCAAACGCUUGAGAAACAGAAGAGUGCAAUUAAAAGAGAAUUAAAGGAAACAAGAGUCCGAGAGUCAAGGUUAUUGAAUGAUUACACUGAACUUGAAGAGGAAAAUUGUAAUUUACAAAAACAGGUUUCGGCAUUGCGACAAUCACAAGCGGAAUACGAAGGUUUUCAACAUGAAAUCAAGCGACUUGAAGAAGAAGCAGAAUUUUUAAACAGUCAACUUGAAGAAGCAUUGAAAUUAAAAGAAUUAUUAGAAAGCCAAUUAGAAGAAGCCCUGGACACCUUGGCGAAAGAAAGAGAACAUAAAAUGGGAUUGAAAAAAGAAUUAUCACAAUAUGUUAACAAUAUUUAUGACACAAGUUUUGCAGGUCAGAUUGAUUUUUCAAAUAAUUCAUCAUUCAAUGAUAGUUUCCAUGUUGGAAAAGAUGGAAAAACGAAAAAUAACAGGCAAACUGAAGAAUAUGAUGAAGAUCUGGAUAAUCCAUUGAUGAGGCAUAUAACUGCUGAUCUGAAGCAUUCAACUCCUGCGAAAAUGAGAAAUGGACAAGAACACAGUCCAGCUCCAAGUGUUGUUGCUGACCUUCUAAGCGAAUUAAAUAUUUCAGAGGUUGCAAAAUUAAAACAGCAAUUAAUGCAAGUUGAAAAAGAAAAGAAAACUCUUCUUAAUAAUUUAAAUGAACAACAAAAAUUGUUGGAUAAUGUGAAAGGCGAUAAAGAAAAGUCCUUCAAGGUUGAACCAAAUAACGAUGUUUCAAGGGAAGUCGAAGCAUUGAGAGAAGAGUUGAGAAAUGUUCAAGAAACUCAAGAACAAAGAGAACUUGAAGCAAUUAAAAUGUUACAAAGCACAUUAUCAGAAGAACGAAAAACUAUACAAUUUAUAACUGAAAAGAAAAAGGAAUUAGAAUGUGACAUGAAGGAACUCAUCACAACUUCAGAUAACCAUAUCCAAGAUUUCAAAAAAUUAUCAGAUGAUUUAUCAGGAGUCAGUGAACAGUUAUCUCAUCUUUAUCAUCAUACUUGUCUUAUCAACAGACAAACUCCAAAUCGAAUUGUUCUUGAUCAUGUGAAGAACCAGACACAUCAAGCCAAAGAUGGAAAAGAAAAUGAUAAUGCAAAUUUAGGAAUUUCAGAAGUCGACAGCGGGGACCCAGCAUCACCAAUCGUUAUUGUUGCAACGAUAUUAGAUCAAAUAACCCACCUAAAGCAAGCAGUUGAUCAAUUAGCUAAAUCAAAAGAAUUAGCUGAAGAAGGUGAAAGCGUUCGACUCGGGAAUUCACCUGAUUCGUCGACUUCUGAAGAUCAUAAAGAUGAAACUGAGGUUCAGAUGUUAGAAGAAGAAGUAAUGAGACUUCGUUCAUUAUUAAGUUCAAAACGAGAACAAAUUGCAACGUUGAGAACAGUUUUGAAAGCAAACAAACACACAGCGGAGGUUGCAUUGUCAAAUCUGAAAAGCAAAUAUCAACAUGAAAAAGGAUUUGUAUCUGAAACAAUGCUUAAGCUUCGUGCUGAAUUAAAAGCUCUCAAGGAGGAUGCAGCAACUUUUGCAUCAUUGCGAGCUAUGUUUGCUGCAAGAUGCGAUGAAUAUGUUACACAAUUAGAUGAUAUGCAGAGACAACUUUCUGCUGCUGACAGUGAGAAACGAACAUUAAAUCAAUUGUUAAGAAUGGCUAUACAACAGAAAUUGGCAUUAACUCAGAGACUUGAAGAUCUUGAAUUUGAUAGAGAACAACACACAAGACAAUUAUUAGAUCAUCAAACCAGUACGUCAAGUACAAAAUCUGACGGCGGAUUUAUUGGUAUCGCAAGGCGGAAAGGAAAAACUGGGAGGUAAAGACCGUCUUUAUUAUGGCAGCUGCUGCUAUCUAUACUUACCGUAUAUUAUGGUGGAAGAGUAUGCUUUCAUCACGAGAUGUCGUUCUCCAUUCCAAUUACAUUGUAACACAGGAGAAAGCUGGUGUUGGGAAUUUUGCUUUGAAAAGACAUUUCUGUUCAUUCAUCCAUCGUCAUAUUGCAUUUUUGGAUUCAGUUUUAUUUUUUUGCUAAAUUUUGCGCAACUUAUUAAGUGUUUCAUAAAUUAUUCUUCACAGAAGACAAAAUAUUUUAGAAAAAUGUUCCACAAAUUUUUUUUUAAUGGUUUUGGCCUUGUUUAUUGAACAUCGUUAAGUUAUUCUCGACCAAUGAUGGUCUCCUAUGUGCAAAAUUGAAUGUGUGUUCAUCUUCGGUCCAUUUUUGAUCAUAGGAUAGGAUUCAAUGCAUUACAACUAGAGGAAAAUUAUAUCUUAUACAUAGGUUGGUGUUGCAUAUAGGUACAAUAUUAUAAAAAUAACAAUAUUUUUUAUACACGAUAAAAAUAAUAUUACCAUAUUUUUUUACUAUAAUUGAUCAAGUAUUUUGGGUUGAAAACAAAACAAAAAAGAAAUUACACUGUUUUGAAUUAAAUAUUUUGGAUAUUUCACUCAUUUUUUUUCUUUCGUAUUUUUCAUAUUUUUGGCUAACUGAUAUUCGUAAUUGUUAACUACUGAAGCGGAAGCAACGCCAUUUUGAAUUUUACACUACCUAUUAAAUAGCCUAUAUUACGUGUGGCUUUGUAUUUAGUCCCUUGAAAACUAAUCCAGUCGCAAACUGGAGCCCACACUACUAUUUUAUUCGUAAAGGCCAUGAUCUCAUUUUUUUUUAUAUUUUGCAUGAAAAAAAUUGCAUGAUUGGGGUAAGAAGUAAAAUUUGUAAACAAAUAUUUGCUAAAUUUAUGUUGCGUGUUUUUUUGUGCGACAGUAAAACUAUCGUAGGUAUUUUGAUGAAUACUUUUCAAAUGUUUGCUUGGGCGAUCUUACUAUGUUCGUUAUUAAAAGAUAUUUUGGCAAAUAUUUAAAAUUAUUUUGGUAUUCAUUCUUUCUUCUUGGCAUAUGUCAUACUGUUGCUGCAAAAUCCAACAGUCAUUUGAUUAAACAAAUUUAUUUUUCAAAUCGAUAUUAGCUAACCAAAUAGUUCAUGUAGUUUAAUCAUUUGAGCAAUAAUAAUUUAGUUCUAGAACAAACUAUUAUUAACAUAAAUACCUCAUUCAUUUUCACCCAAUCAUUUAUAUGAUCAUGCUGCCUAAUGCUUGUCCAUGUAUAAUUUUUUCAUCUCCAGCACUUUGCGUUUUUCAUAUUGUGUUUAUGAAUGUGUUUCUUUCUGAACUUUCUGCUAAUUUUCCCCUUUGUAUUGGUCGAGUUUCGAAUCAUUAAUUUUUGUCAAAUGAUUUAUAGGAUAUACAAUUUUUUACUCCAAGACUGAAAUUCCACAGUUUAACAUUACCUUAGUCUGCAGCUUGAAUUUGUAAUCUGUAGUCUGGGAUGGCAACUCACUGGGUGACUAAACCGGCUAUUGUGAUCACCCUGUAUUUAUAAAAUUUUGAAGCUUCGUUGGUUUUUUGUCCCUAACUAAUUCAAACAGUCUAAAUCUAUUAAUUGUAAAAAGUAUUGACUAACGAUGGGGCGAAGAUGUUCUGAUGAUUUAUUAUAAAAAAUUAAUUUUCUUGAGAAUUAAGAAUUUUUAGGGAUUGGUUUAUUCUAUUAAUUUGCAAUUUGAAGACUUUCAAAAUUGAUGGCAUUAAAAUAGGCGAUAAAUGAGAAGAUAACUACCAUAAUAACAGAUAUUCCAUAAUCACAAAUAUUGUUAGUGAAAUACUGCUGUGUGUGUAUAUACCACUCUUUUUUAUAUCUCAAUUUCAUGUCAGCAUAAUGCACGAUAUAAAGAGUACACAAAGAUGUUUGGAAGGCACUACCUUUUUCCUGUUUUUUUUUUUUAUUUCCUAUUUUAUUAUGCUAUCCUGUAUGUUCCGCAUCACUGGUGUUGCUGCCAAUAUCAUAAAUCACCUAAAUUGGUAAUGGUUCAUUGAACAGAAAUGGGUUUUACUUUAUUCAUAGUCUAUGUGUUCAGUAAAUACUUCUUCGCAGAUUUGUGCUUUGGAAAUUCUUUGUUUCUCAACUAAAGAUAAUAUAUUUAUAGGUUGUAUGUAAUCAUCAAUAGCGUAUUUUCUUAAUUUUUAUCUCGUAAUUUUGCUUGGUUGAAGUAUCGUCAUAAUUUAACUUGUUUUAAUUUUCUUAGUCUAAUAAUGCGUGACUUUGAGAGUCGAAAAUCGUCUUUAGCGAGUUUCACCUUUUAUGGUCCCAAAUUCGACCUAACCUAAGUUUUUUUCCGCCUGUUUGUUUCAUUUUUUUAUGCAGUUGUUUAAACUAAUAUUACAUUUUGUUGGUACUUCAUAUAAAAAUAUUUUUGCUUUGUUGCUGUUGCAUUUUUUGGAGAUGUUUUAUGAAUGACUAUAUUAUAUUACACGAUCAUUGCAUGAAAUAA
Messenger RNA from Styela clava, 5228 nucleotides. Its product is annotated as protein bicaudal D homolog 1-like. Gene Ontology annotation, molecular function: cytoskeletal adaptor activity; dynein complex binding; dynactin binding. NCBI's taxonomy places the organism in Eukaryota, Metazoa, Chordata, Ascidiacea, Stolidobranchia, Styelidae. Gene Ontology annotation, cellular component: cytosol; Golgi apparatus. The record is from RefSeq and is a predicted model, not a curated record. Gene Ontology annotation, biological process: microtubule anchoring at microtubule organizing center; regulation of microtubule cytoskeleton organization; protein localization to organelle.